Molecule: messenger RNA, 417 nt
Organism: Zingiber officinale
Lineage: Eukaryota; Viridiplantae; Streptophyta; Magnoliopsida; Zingiberales; Zingiberaceae
Exons: 2
Coding region: 56-394 (112 amino acids)
Source: RefSeq, a predicted model, not a curated record
UUCUCUUGGCUUAGGUGUCUCUUGCUUCAACCUUCAUUGUUGUUUCUUCAGGUCAAUGGCCUCGCUCACUGGAAUGGCCAAACAAAGAGAGCUGAAUGGAAUUCUACUGAGUGAAUCAGAACCGAGGUCGCAGAAACGAGUGUCCGAUGCAAAGUCCAGGGAACUCAGUGGGCAUGACAUCUUUGCCCCGCCACCUCGAGAGUUUCCGCUAGUUCAAAAAGUAGCUGAGUUAAGAGGCAAUGGCGCCGGAGAGAGAAUAGUAAGCGAGGUGAAGCUGAGAGAGAUGACUGGGAAUGACAUUUUUGGCAAGGGGGAGAGUGCUGCUCCAUCUCGAGAUUAUCUUGGAGGAGUCCGUAAACCCCCAGGUGGUGGAAGCAACAUCACACUCCUUUGAUGCUGCAUGUCUUUCAGGAACAA